AUGUUGUGGUUAAAAAAACAUAAUCCCCAAAUUUCAUGGGAAAAGCACACACUUGUUUUUAACUCUGUAUAUUGCUCAAACAAUUGUCUAUCUACCCCUGCUGUCUUAGAACUCAAAGCAGUAGAAGAAAUACCACUCCCUUACCAAGAAUUUGCUAAAGUCUUCUCAGAAGAGGAAUCGUCCAAACUACCGCCCCACUGUCCCUAUGAUAUAGCAAUUGAACUGCUUCCUGACGCAAAACCCCAACAUGGUCCUAUAUAUAGUCUAGGACCAAGGGAAGAUGCCAAGCUCAAGGAAACCAUUGAAAAGCAGCUCAAGGCAGGAUUAAUCCGCCCCUCCAAGUCUCCCAUGGCAUCACCCAUAUUAUUUGUCAAAAAGAAAAAUGGGAAAUUAAGGAUACGUCUAGGACACCAAUCCAAAGUCACAAGUGCCAUGAAUUGGUCAAUACCUAAGAAUGUCAAAAACAUCCAAGAAUUCUUAGGAUUUGUGAACUUUUAUAGACAAUUUAUCCCCAAUUUUGGCAAUAUGGCACAACCUCUAUACAAUUUGCUCAAGAAGGAUAGCCUCUGGAAAUGGGAAUCAGCAGAACAACAAUCCUUUGAUGGCCUAAAAAUGUCUUAUUGUGACGCAUCAGACUAUGCCACUGGAGCCAUAUUAUCCCAAUGCAAUUCUGAGGGGAAACUGGCCCCAGUAGCCUAUCUAUCUAAAUCCUUAUCCCCAGCCAAAAAGAAUUAUGACAUUUUUGAUAAGGAACUAUUAGCGGUCAUCAGAGCGUUUAAGGAAUGGCAUUACCUACUGGAAGGAUUGGAACUGCCAGUCCAAGUUUUAACAGAUCACAAAAACUUGGAGCCUGGAGCACAGAACAAGAAGGCAGAUAUCCUUUCCAGACAAUAUGACUUAGUACCCCUUGAAGGGGGGGUAGAGAACCAAGUUCUCCUGAAGCUGGAACUUUUUAUCUCAGCAAUCACUCCAGAUCAGGAAAUUAACAACCUAAUUGGUGAAGCAAUCUAUGAGGAUGACCGUCUUAAAGAAAUCUUGCAUAAACUCCAGAACAAGGACAAAGUGGUUGACUGGGAAUUAAAAGAGGGCCUACUAUGGUAUCAAGGAAAAAUCUUUGUACUCAAAGAUGAAACCAUUAGGAACCUCAUUUUAGAAUCAAGGCACAAUGCAUUAGCUGCAGGACAUCCAGGACAAGCCAGAACAUUGGAACUUGUCUCCAGAAAUUACUACUGGCCAUCACUGAAAAAGUUUGUCAACUCUUAUGUCAGCCAUUUCAAAACCUGCAUUUGGUCCAAACCUACAAAUCAAGUACCCAUAGGCCUGUUAAAACCAUUACAAAUACCAGAAUGCCCCUGGGAAGAUAUAGCUUAUGAUAUGAUUGUGGGACUACCAAUGUCAGAAGGGUUUGAUGCCAUAUUCACAGUCAUUGACAGGUUCUCUAAAAUGGUCCAUUUUAUUCCUACCCAAUCCACAGCAUCUGCCAUCAAUAUAGCCAACCUUUUCAUGUUGUAUAUAUGGAAAUUACAUGGAUUGCCCAGAAGCACAGUAUCCAAUAGAGGUCCCAACUUCAACACCAAGUUUAUCAGACAUCUGUAUAAAAGAUUGGAUAUCAAGCCCACAUUUUCUACAGCUUAUCAUCCCCAAACUGAAGGCCAAACAGAAUGGAUCCAACAGGAGGCUGAAGUCUUUAUUUGCAUGUUUGGUAAUCAUUGCCAAUUAGAUUGGGUUUCACUAUUGCCCAUAGCAGAAUUUGCCCUCAACAACUUAAAACAAACAUCAACUGGCAAAUCACCCUUCCAAGUAUGCUAUGGGUUAAAUCCACAAUUUUCUGUUGGACAAAAAUUAGAUGAGACAGUUCCCAAUGCAGACAAACAUGCAGAAUUCCUAGAAAAGGGGUAUGAUGAAGUUAAAGCAGCACUCUCCUUGUCACAAUGUUGUACCCCACUGUAA
Messenger RNA from Rhizoctonia solani, 1950 nucleotides. RefSeq names its product Retrotransposable element Tf2 protein. Gene Ontology annotation, molecular function: nucleic acid binding. Lineage: Eukaryota; Fungi; Basidiomycota; Agaricomycetes; Cantharellales; Ceratobasidiaceae. The transcript is spliced from 4 exons. The record is from RefSeq and is a predicted model, not a curated record. Bases 1 to 1950 code for a protein of 649 amino acids. Gene Ontology annotation, biological process: DNA integration.